Rangifer tarandus platyrhynchus (Svalbard reindeer) is the source of this 1785-nucleotide messenger RNA. The record is from the annotation of a GenBank genome assembly. NCBI's taxonomy places the organism in Eukaryota, Metazoa, Chordata, Mammalia, Artiodactyla, Cervidae.
AUGGACUUACACCGGGCAGCCUUCAAGAUGGAGAACUCAUCCUACCUCCCCAACCCGCUGGCCUCCCCAGCCCUGAUGGUCCUGGCGUCCACGGCUGAGGCCAGCCGUGAUGCAUCUAUCCCUUGUCAGCAGCCACGACCCUUCGGUGUACCUGUCUCAGUAGACAAGGACGUGCAUAUUCCGUUCACCAAUGGUUCCUACACCUUUGCCUCUAUGUACCAUCGGCAAGGUGGGGUGCCAGGCACUUUUGCCAAUCGCGAUUUUCCCCCUUCGUUGCUACACCUCCACCCACAGUUUGCUCCCCCAAAUCUAGAUUGCACCCCAAUCAGUAUGCUGAAUCACAGCGGAGUGGGGGCUUUCCGUCCCUUUGCUUCCACUGAGGACCGGGAGAGUUAUCAGUCAGCCUUCACGCCCGCCAAGCGACUUAAAAACUGCCAUGACACAGAGUCUCCCCACUUGCGCUUCUCAGAUGCAGAUGGCAAGGAAUAUGACUUUGGGACACAGCUGCCAUCUAGCUCCCCCGGUUCACUUAAGGUUGACGACACUGGGAAGAAGAUUUUUGCUGUCUCUGGCCUCAUUUCAGAUCGGGAAGCCUCGUCUAGCCCAGAAGAUCGGAAUGACAGAUGUAAGAAAAAGGCAGCAGCACUGUUUGACAGCCAGGCCCCUAUUUGCCCCAUCUGUCAGGUCCUGCUGAGGCCCAGCGAGCUACAGGAGCAUAUGGAGCAAGAACUAGAGCAGCUGGCCCAGCUGCCCGCCAGCAAGAAUUCCCUUCUGAAGGAUGCCAUGGCUCCAGGCACCCCCAAGUCCCUCUUGUUGUCUGCUUCCAUCAAGAGGGAAGGAGAGUCUCCAACGGCAUCACCACACUCAUCAGCCACCGACGACCUGCACCACUCAGACAGAUAUCAGACCUUCUUGCGAGUGCGAGCCAACCGGCAGACCCGACUGAAUGCUCGGAUUGGGAAAAUGAAACGGAGGAAGCAAGAUGAAGGGCAGGUAUGUCCCCUGUGCAGCCGCCCCCUGGCAGGAUCGGAGCAGGAGAUGAGUAGGCAUGUGGAGCAUUGCCUUUCUAAGAGGGAAGGCUCCUGCAUGGCUGAGGACGAUGCCGCGGACAUCGAGCAUGAGAACAGCAACCGCUUUGAGGAGUAUGAGUGGUGCGGGCAGAAGCGGAUACGGGCCACCACUCUCCUGGAAGGUGGUUUCCGAGGCUCUGGCUUCGUCAUGUGCAGCGGCAAAGAGAAUCCGGACAGUGACGCUGACCUGGAUGUGGACGGGGAUGACACUCUGGAGUAUGGGAAGCCACAAUACACGGAGGCUGACGUCAUCCCCUGCACAGGCGAGGAGCCUGGCGAAGCCAAGGAGAGAGAGGCACUGCGGGGCGCAGUCCUAAAGCAAGUCGGUGGCCCUCCUAGCACACGCAUCACACCUGAGUUCUCUAAAUGGGCCAGUGAUGAGAUGCCAUCUACGAGCAACGGUGAGAGCAGCAAGCAGGAGGCCAUGCAGAAGACCUGCAAGAACAGUGACAUUGAGAAAAUCACUGAAGAUUCAGCUGUGACCACGUUUGAGGCCCUGAAGGCUCGGGUCAGGGAACUUGAACGGCAGCUAUCCCGUGGGGACCGUUACAAAUGCCUCAUCUGCAUGGACUCAUACUCGAUGCCCCUGACGUCCAUCCAGUGUUGGCAUGUGCACUGUGAGGAGUGUUGGCUGCGGACCCUGGGUGCCAAGAAGCUCUGCCCUCAGUGCAACACCAUCACAGCGCCCGGAGACCUGCGGAGAAUCUACUUGUGA